CUAGUAGUAUCAAGCAGGUCCACUGUAUCAUCAGCAAAGACUAAGGAAUAGAGUGCUGAGUCAGCAGUAUAGCAGGCAUCAUCACUUGCAGAUUUGCAGUUGGAGAGUUCGCAAGCAGCACACGCAGCAUGUCCAUCUCCACCGCUUCCCGCCGCGCUCUGAGCCGGAUCGGCGGCGCCCUCCGGCGGUCCUUCUCGUCGGCGCCGGACUCCGCCGCGGGGUACCAAGUCUCCGGCGGGCCGAGCUUCAUGCGCGCGGCGGUCUUCUGGGAGCCCGGCCGCCCGCUCACCAUGGAGGAGUUCCGCAUGCCGCGCCCCAAGGCCGGCGAGGUCCUCGUCAAGACCAAAGCUUGUGGAGUUUGCCACUCCGAUCUCCAUGUCAUGAAAGGCGAGCUCCCUUUCUCGAGCCCUUGCGUUGUUGGACAUGAGAUCACCGGGGAGGUGGUCGACCAUGGCGCCCACACGCCUGCUGAGAUCGUCAAUAGGUUCCCAGUUGGUAGUCAUGUCGUUGGCGCCUUCAUAAUGCCCUGCGGGAAUUGCUUUUACUGUGUUAAGGGCCAGGAAGACCUCUGCGAGUCUUUCUUCGCGUAUAAUCGUGCAAAAGGAACACUAUAUGAUGGUGAAACCCGGCUAUUUCUACGGAGCAAUGGAAGGCCAGUGUACAUGUACAGCAUGGGUGGGCUUGCGGAAUAUUGUGUUGUGCCGGCCAAUGCACUAGCAAUUCUUCCUAGCUCGUUGCCGUACACAGAAUCAGCGAUUCUAGGAUGUGCUGUGUUCACUGCAUAUGGCGCUUUGAGGCAUGCUGCUGAAAUGCGUGCUGGUGAUUCGGUAGCAGUGAUUGGGGUUGGAGGGGUCGGAUCAAGCUGCUUACAGAUAGCGAAAGCCUUUGGAGCUUCUGAAAUCAUUGCGGUUGAUGUUCUUGAUGAGAAACUCCAGAAUGCUAAAACUCUUGGAGCAACCCACACUGUAAACGCAGCGGAAGAAGAUGCUGUUGAAAAGAUCAAGGAAAUUACUGGUGGGAGGGGUGUGGAUGUGGCUGUGGAGGCACUUGGUAAGGCAUUGACGUUUGCCCAGUGCACCCAAAGUGUACGAGAUGGAGGCAAAGCUGUUAUGAUUGGGCUUGCUGCAACAAACGUAGUAGGCGAGGUGGACAUAACCCGUCUUGUUCGCCGACAGGUCAAAAUCAUUGGGUCGUAUGGGGCAAGAGCCAGGCAAGAUCUUCCUCAGAUAGUCAAGCUCGCAGAGAGGGGUGCCUUCGAUCUCAAGAACGCCAUAUCAAGGAAAUGCAAAUUGGAAGAGGCAAACAGUGCCUACGAGGAUAUGAACAAGGGCAAGAUCAUUGGCCGAGCUGUAGUUGAAAUCAUGUAGUGCUGAUCAUAUGUGGUUGGAAGUCUGGGUCAAACAAAUAAGUGUAGGCUGUGAUAAUAAACUGAUAAUGGAUUCCAUGAACUUGGUAUGUCUUGCAGCAUGGUAUCACUCCCUCAUCUGUGUUGGACGCCAAAAAUUGUUGAUUAAAAUAUGGUUAAAAUUUACAUGGAGAUGUCUGUCAA
Lolium rigidum is the source of this 1549-nucleotide messenger RNA. RefSeq names its product alcohol dehydrogenase-like. Bases 129 to 1367 code for a protein of 412 amino acids. Lineage: Eukaryota; Viridiplantae; Streptophyta; Magnoliopsida; Poales; Poaceae. The transcript has 8 exons. Gene Ontology annotation, molecular function: oxidoreductase activity. The record is from RefSeq and is a predicted model, not a curated record.